Astyanax mexicanus (Mexican tetra) is the source of this 5068-nucleotide messenger RNA. RefSeq names its product microtubule-associated protein 7a (gene map7a). NCBI's taxonomy places the organism in Eukaryota, Metazoa, Chordata, Actinopteri, Characiformes, Acestrorhamphidae. Gene Ontology annotation, biological process: microtubule cytoskeleton organization. The record is from RefSeq and is a predicted model, not a curated record. The transcript is spliced from 15 exons. The coding region runs from base 244 to 2187 and encodes 647 amino acids. Gene Ontology annotation, cellular component: microtubule cytoskeleton.
GACUGAAUCAGCUGCUCUCUCUCUCUCUCUCUCUCUCUCUCUCUCUCUCUCUCUCUCUUUUGCUCUCUCUCUCUCUCUCUCGCAGCCCUGCCCACUCCUGGUACAGAGAGGCACAGAUGAGCAGUUAGCUGGAGCGGAAGGCUGCUGCUAUACACUGAAGAGCCUGGAGCAGACGCAGCAUCUCUAAUAGAGCACACAGACAGAGGCUGGAGAGGAGAAUAAACACUCAGCCGCAGCAUCGCUAUGCCAGCCCCGUGCAUCAGCCUGGCAGGGCAGCAGAGGGAGUGGAGGCAGGCUGGCAGAGCUGCAGCACUGGGGCUGUCCAUUCUACCAGGAGAGGGCAAGAAGAAGAUGGACGGCACUGCCAGGAAUAGGAGAGAGACUGGGCCCGACAUGACGCCCAAACCGGAGCACAAACAAACAGGCUGUGUCCCAUCUGUGCCCACAUCAGCACAGCUCACUAACCACAGAAGAAAUGGCAGCGCUGCAGAGUCACAAGCACUAAAGGUGGAUGAGAGGUUACGACUAGCUCGUGAGCGAAGAGAGGAGCACCUCAAACAGCUCGCGAGCCGGGAGCGAGGCUGGCUGGACAGAGAGGAGAGGGCCAGGAGGUUCUACGAGAAGCACCUGGAGGAACGUCGGAAGAAGCUGGAGGAGCAGAGACAGCGGGAGGAGAGGAGGAGGAUGGCGGUGGAGGAGAAACGCAAACAGAGGCUUAAAGAGGAGAGAGAGCGGUACGAAUCUGUGGUGCAGAAAACCAUGGAGAGGAGUCAGAAAGCCAAACAGAGAGCGGGCACAGGUCAGAGGGGAGGUGGCACUGCCAGGAGCAGCACAAAUGCUAAACGCCGCUCUCUUAGUCAGUGGGAGAUAGACCUGGUUAACCGUCUUCAGACCCCCACUAUCUCUUAUCUAGCCAGAAGCAGAAGUGCUGUGUGUCUGUCACGAGGAGAAGCUGUUCAUGUUUGUCGACGUUCAGCUUCAUGCCACUCUAUGAGCUCCAGUGCUCCACAGAGAACGCGUCAGGGCGGAGGAGCGCUGCCACACAGAGCCGUCAGCAGGCCCGGGGUGAAGAACAGCAGCCACAGAUCAUCCAGCAAAGAACAGGGGUCAAACGGUAAUCUUGAGAAAAGGCAGUGGAAGACGCCACAGUCUCACAGAGCGGCUGCUAAAGCCAACUCCAGAUUAGACACGGCUCUACAGGACAAAUCACUACUCUCCUCAUCACCACCAGGUCCUUCAGUAAGACCGCCUCCGAGACAAGCAUCUCCCAGACAGGAGUGUUUGCCUCCCCUGGCUGAGGAGGACACAGAGUCAGAGCCUGUGUCUGACUCCACUCAGUUUCAGUGUAAUAAACCAGCUCCUCCGUUUCUGCGAGAAGAUGCUGGACAGAACGGUCCAGUCCUGCCAAACACGGCCCCUCUGGGACCCCCAGCUCCUGCUGCCUGCACUCAGCCUCCCAACGUGCAAAGCUCGAUUACUGCUGGGGGGCAAAGCAGACCCUCAGCAGGAACCACAGACCCUGAAGAGGCGUCCCGCCUGCUGGCGGAGAAGAGGAGACAGGCUCGGCUGCAGAGAGAGAGAGAAGAGGAGGAACGCAGGCGGAGAGAAGAAAUUGAGAGGCGAGGGAGAGAAGAGCUGGCCCGUCGGAGGGCUGAGGAGCGAGAGAGGCAGGAAGCAGAAGCACAGAGACUGGAGGAGGAGAGGAAGAGGAGGGAGGAGGAGGAACAAAGAAAGGCAGAGGAAGAGAAAGUUCAGAGGCACAGAGAGGAGGAACAAAGACUUCAGCAACAGAGGGAAGAGGAGGAGGCUCGACAGAGGCUGAUAGAAGAGCAGCAGAGGCUGGAGAGAGAGCAACGCUUCCAGAGAGAGGAGUCUGAGCGGCUGGAGAGGAAGAAGCGACUAGACGAAAUUAUGAAAAGAACACGAAAAACAGAUGCAACUGAGAAGAAACCUGCUUCCUCCAGUAUCAUAAUGAAAGACAGUCUUCCGAAUGAGAAUAUAAAGCCUAUUCACAGUCUGCCGUUAGAAGACGUUAUCAAGCUGCCCAGUCCAUCAAAGGCCUCUAAGAUAGCUCUGGAGAAUGAGGAGGACAUCCUUCCUGCAGUGGCCUUUAAAGAGCGCAGGUCCCUCCGUACUCUCACCGGCCUGGAUGAGAUCCAGGCUCAUCAGAGAGCAGAAGUCAUCUAAAGAUAAACGAUCACGCGAUCUGCAAGGAGCCUGCAAGCCUGCACUUUCUUUAUAUAAGAAAACACAUGCAGAAUUGCUUCACCUGCACUUUAAGAAACCCUCUUCAACACUCUGUUUCACACCUUCAGAAUAAUACCGAAGGAUCUGACCCCUCCUGCUCUGCUGAUUGGUGUGUUUUGAGACCACGCUGCAUGUUCAGUUCAUGCUCUGUGGGAAUAAAGCUAAGCUAACAGCGUCUCAGUGUUUUACAGUGCAAUGACCUUCAGCUGAAGCCCGGACAUGCCGUAGGUUUAGAUUUACUCAGUGAUGUUUUAGGUGUUGUGUUGGGAAAUGCUAACUGUUUCAUUUAUGAUCAGUAUUUAGAGAUUAAUGAACAGGCUUGUUACACACAAAUCAAACACACACACACUCUUACAAGUGAAGGUGCUUCAAAUGGUUCUGUGCACAAGUUCCAUAAAGCCAUGUCUGCACUUUAAACCCUGGAUAAGUUUACCCAUGUUAAAAAAUGCCCAGUGCAUUAAAUAAAUUAACAAAAAAUGAUCACUUUGACAAGAUAGCAGUCACAAACCCAAAGUUUAAAACUUUAAAAAGUUUCAGGAAGGUAUAGGAACGUUAUAAAAAAAGUGUGACAUAAUAAUGGUAAUGGCAGCAGUGCACAAACCCAAAUUUUACUUCAGCAAUAAAUAGACAAUAAAAUGCAAUGUUAGCUCAAUAUAUUUUCAUUCCACUAUUUAGCAAACUGUUUUUUGACUAUAUUUAGACGAAAUAUUAACAUAAAACAUCUGAGACACCAAAACAACCACCUAGUAACACCAUAACAACCACCUGGGACAUUGUAACAACCUCGUAGCAGCACUUAGCCACUGUCCAGUUUAUACAUCAAAUCAGCAGCAAAGACUUACUUUUACCAACCUUACUAUUAUUUAUCAGUCAAAAACUCUCAUUGUUUAAUUUGUGGUAAUGUAAGAAUGUAUCAAAUAUGAAAAAAAUAUACUGUAUAAACACACCUAAGGGAACAUAGCCUGUGGAGAGUUAAUACACACUGAUGGUGAAUGGGAAAAAAGGGCAAUGGCAAAAAGAUGCCAGCUGCCAGGAGCCAAUAGGAAAGAUGUGAUGUGUAUUUAUAUUUUGGUUGAAUUGUCCAAAUAUAAAGCACGGUAAUGCACUGUAAAAAAAUUUGAAGUCACUCCAACUUAACAUCAUUAAGAAACUUUUUUUUAAAGUUAAUACAACUUUAUGGCUCAUUUGUUUUCUGCGCUUACAAAAUUAAGUUGACCUAACAAGUCUUAAAUGUUAGUUUUAAGUUGGCUGAAGUAACUAAAUAUAAGUAACUAAAAUAUAUAAGUAACUAAAAUAUAAGUAACUAAAACAUAAAUAAAAUAUAUUUUAUUAUAUAAUAUAUUUUAUUGUAUAUAAUAAAAUAUAAUAUAUAUAUAAUAAAAUAUAAUAUAUUUUAUUAUAUAUAAUAAAAUAUAAUAUAUAUAUAUAAUAAAAUAUAAUAUAUUUUAUUAUAUAUAUUAAAAAUAUAUAAGUAACUAAAAUAAAAUAUAAAAUAUAAGUAACUAAAAUAUAAUAACUAAAUAUAUGUAUGCUAGACUUGCCAACUAAAAAAUGUGUUGAAAUUAGUUGCUAAAACAUUUUUUGUUAGUUUAACAAACUGUUUAACAAAGUGUUUGUUGUACAUAUUAACAGAAAAACACUACUAAACUGAACAAUUUUUAUGAAAAAUAUAGAAAAAAAAUUUAUUGGCUCAACUUAACUCAGUCAAGUAAUUAUCUUGCUUUAAACCCAGUUAAGUUGUAAAUAUAUAACAUUUACCUGAGUUUUGUUGACAAUCAACACAUAUAUCACACUAAUGCACAACUAUGAUAAGGUUGCUUUGUGCAACAGGCAACACAAGAUGAGAAAGUAAGUAUAAGAGAGGGGGCACACCCACAUGCAAAUAUGUGGUGCCAGGAACCUAUGGGAAAGCUGUGUGAACCAACACUGUAGAAACAGCAUUGACAUGUGUAGUAACUAAAAGUUGGUUCAAAUCUCAUUUUCACUGGCUCAACAAGCAUUUUUAAGAUUUCAGAUUCAAGUUCUCUGAACUCAUUUUAUUGAGUUGUACUCAACUUCACUCAACUUAAUAAUAAUAAUAAUAACAACACAAAAUCACAUUUCAGAGUAUUUCAUUUGAAAUAACUCAGAGAACCAUUUGAAGCACCUUUACACUUUAUUUAUUUUAGACUGUAAAACAUUUUUUGUAUUCAAACUACAGCUCAUAUUAAUAUAUACAGGAUCCUAUUUUGCACCGCAGCUCUUCUGUCUCAUAUUGGUCUGAAUUGAAGUAGCUUUGCAUCAGUUGUUCUUGCUGAGCUGUGCUGCUAAAGCCCUGCUGCUGGGUCAGAAGAGCCCAACUCAGCUGUUUCCUCAGCUUCAUCACUCUCUGCAUUGCUGCUAUUUAGCUAUUCCAAAUAUGAGGUGUACAAUCAUGCUCUGAAAAAAGUUGAAAUGCAUCGAAUUUUCAAAAUUCAACAGUAUGAAUCAUUUCCACAUGAAUGAAACACGUGCAUCAGCACAGCUUUGUCUUUUUUUGUGUUUUUACUUCCUUUUAAUGAAAAUUGUGCUGAUGUAGUAUACGUAGUAUUUCAUUCAUGUUAAAAUGAUGGAAUAAAUUCAGUACAUUAACUUUUUCAGGGUGUUUUCUUUUUUUUAAUUAUCAACCAUAGGCUGUUAGAAACUGUACUCUCCGCCCUUUUUUCUAGGGGGUAUUUGUCCUCAGUGAGCUUGUGCAAUUAUCUAAACUUAUGCAUUAAUUAAAAUAUGAAUAUAGAGUGUAGAUGUACACUAUUUAAUUCAAUAUUUUAUCAGUGUAAAUAAACUCGCUUUGAAAGCAAAA